AUGUUCAACCACCAACAACACCGCCCGUCCUACCCUCAGGACAUGGACAGCCAACUGCCCGCGUCAUCCCCCAUGGACACCGACUUCUCGGUGCCGCCGUCGCCCAUGGACUCGCUGUUCUCGGCCAGUGCAUCGUCGUCGUCGACGUCGUCCCCCAUGGACACGGACUUCUCCUUCGACUGCUCCCCGUCGGGCGCCGGCUCCUGCAACUCCUCCACGGCGCCGCCCCUGAGCCCAACGUCGACAUCCAUCUCCAUACCGUCACCGACCUCGGCCUGCUUCAUGGCCGCAACGCAGUCGCCCCAGCUCCCGCCGCCGCCGGGCCAGCUCGCGAGGCCCUCGGCCUCGUUCGGCGCGCACCGCGCUGCCAAGAUCAGCACCACCUCCGAAACCCAGUCCCAGCCGCAACCACAAGCGCAGCAGCAGCAGCAGCAGCAGCAACCGCGGCGGCGCGACCCGGCCUUCGCGCAGAAGCUGGCGCAGAUGGCGCUGCCGCUGGCGCCGCUGGUGCAGCUGACGACGGGGCAGGUGCACCCGGCGUUCCCGGGGACGCUGCUGGGGUUCUGGCUGCUGACGGAGGCGGAGCUGGAGGCGCUGGCGCACUUCUACCACCAGCGGACGCCGGGCCGGUGGACGGCGCACUACCCGUGCCCGGUGGCGUGGGACAGCGGGGCGGCGGUCGAGGAGAAGCGGCGGCGGCUGGGGCGGUUCAUCGGCUUGCGCGGCUGCGAGACGCCGGCGGCGCUGCGCGACGAGGACGAGCUGGGCGCCGAGGCGCGGCGCGCGCGCGAGCGCGACGUCGAGGACGAGGUCUGGCGGCGCAAGCUGCCGUGGUAUUAA
Messenger RNA from Neoarthrinium moseri, 840 nucleotides. RefSeq lists its product as uncharacterized. The transcript has a single exon. Lineage: Eukaryota; Fungi; Ascomycota; Sordariomycetes; Amphisphaeriales; Apiosporaceae. The record is from RefSeq and is a predicted model, not a curated record. The coding region runs from base 1 to 840 and encodes 279 amino acids.